AUGGCAUCACACGUCUCGCAGAAGCUGGAGGAGAAGCUGGUGUGCUCUAUCUGCCUGGAGCUGUUCAGGGUGCCUGUUACCUUACCCUGCGGCCACAACUUCUGCAAACGCUGCAUCAGCGACCACUGGCGCAAAGAAGAGCAGGCGCCCGUCGGGGCAGAGACAGGCUACACAUGCCCCGAGUGCCGCAGUUUGCGGUGCCCGGAGCUGGAGAAGAAUGUCACCCUGUACAGCGUGGUGGAGCUGGCACGGGACGGCGAGGUGCAGGGCUGGGGCGCAGGGAGGUGCGAGGUGGUCCCCGGCGAGCUGUGCCCGCAGCACGGGCGCCCACUGGAGCUGUACUGCGAGGACGAGCGGCGCUCCUUGUCCUGCAGCCUCGAGAGGGCUCCCAGGGGCCAGACCUUUUUGCAAGAGUCCCUGGAGAAAGCCCAGGAGGAAUCAGAGAGGAUCGAGAAGGCAAUGCAGAAGCUGGAGGAACAAACGCACAGCAUCAAGAACUCCUCCGAGGAGCUCAAAUCUGGAAUUCAGAGCAAGUUCACCUACUUGAGGGAAGCUCUGGAGGAUUUCCAGUAUCGGACAGUAGCCAGGAUCGAGCAAGAGAAGGUGGCAGCACUGGGGCGUGUGGCGGAGAAAUGGAGCCUCUUGAAGGAGCGCCUGGAUGUCCUUGGCCAGCACCGGGAGAAGGCUGAGAGCCUGCUGGCCUGCCCCAACCACAGGACCUUCCUCCAGGAGUUCCCCCUGCUCCCACCUCUGGAGAGCUCAGAGGCGCUGGUCCCCGAGAAGUGUGAUGUGGCUGCUGUGAUCAAGCCCUUGGCUAAGAUCCUCACUGACAUCUCCAGGCUCCUGCUGGAGGACCUGCCUGGCUCUGUGGCUCCCAAGGCCUCCCAACCCAUUAGCCAAGGCCCAGUGCAUCCUGAGGAGCCAGCGGUGAAGGUCGUGGCCCCUGUCCCUGAUUGCCAGCUCCGAGCUGAGCUUCUGAAGGACCAUCGCAACCUGACCUUCGAUCCCGAGUCAGCCAACAAGUACCUGAAGCUGUUGAAAGGUGACCGGAAAGCCAAGCACAGCCUCAGCACUGUCUGCAGGCAGCAGGAGCAGGGACCUCGCUUCGAGCCCUGGCAGGUGCUGUGCACUCAGGUCUAUAGCUCUGGCCACCACUACUGGGAGGUGGAGAUCUCCAGCCACUCUGUCAUCCUGGGGGUGACCUACCACGGUCUCCCCAGGCAGCGGCAGCAGGGCCACACGUUCAACAUUGGGCUGGAUGGAGGCUCCUGGGGGCUGCAGGUGCGGGAGGAUUGCUAUCUGGCCUGGCACAAGGGCCAGGCAGAGAAAAUCCAGGAGCAGCUGUAUAAGAACCUGGGGGUCAGCCUGGAUUAUGGCAAGGGGCUUCUCUCCUUCUAUGGCCUCGGGGAGACAACACAGCUCAUCUAUUCCUUUCAUGAUGUCUUCACUGAGCCCCUCUAUCCUGUCUUUUGGCUGUGUGAGGGGCAAGCGGUGACGCUGUGCAGGAGGAACUGA
Molecule: messenger RNA, 1515 nt
Organism: Acanthisitta chloris (rifleman)
Lineage: Eukaryota; Metazoa; Chordata; Aves; Passeriformes; Acanthisittidae
Product: tripartite motif-containing protein 65-like
Biological process (GO): positive regulation of autophagy
Molecular function (GO): protein binding
Source: RefSeq, a predicted model, not a curated record